Messenger RNA from Prunus avium (sweet cherry), 2709 nucleotides. Its product is annotated as phenylalanine ammonia-lyase 1. Gene Ontology annotation, molecular function: ammonia-lyase activity. NCBI's taxonomy places the organism in Eukaryota, Viridiplantae, Streptophyta, Magnoliopsida, Rosales, Rosaceae. Gene Ontology annotation, cellular component: cytoplasm. Gene Ontology annotation, biological process: L-phenylalanine catabolic process. The record is from RefSeq and is a predicted model, not a curated record.
AACAAGGCAAAUAAGGGUGAACCAACUCAGGAAAAUUUUCACUCAUACAUAGGAAAUUUUCCAUCCAAAUUCAGCAGCCUCUUCCUUUCCCAUUCCCUUAUUUUCUUUCCAUUUUUAAUCCCAUUUUUUGAGUUAUAAAAAAAACCCUUUUGCCCUUUGUGCCAUUUUGUAAUUUGUCCCCUCAUCAAAUUUUGACAUUUUUCCUCAUCCGGUUCGUCAAGUUUGGCAUUAUUUGUGAUCUGGGAAGCAAUGGAAAUCGGCAAUAAGGAUCUACACGGCAAUGGGAAUGGCUCCUCCCUGGAGUCGUUUUGCGUGGGGCAUGAUCAGCUACAUGGGACACAGGAACCAUUGAACUGGGGCAUGGCUGCUGAGUCACUGAAAGGGAGCCACCUGGACGAGGUCAAACGGAUGGUCAACGAGUACAGGAAGCCAGUUGUCAGGCUGGGUGGAGAGAGCCUGACCAUAGCUCAGGUGGCUGCAAUUGCAAACCACGACAGUGGGAUCCACGUGGAGCUCUCUGAGGAGGCCAGGGCUGGGGUGAAGGCCAGCAGCGACUGGGUUAUGGAUAGCUUGAGCAAGGGUACAGACAGCUAUGGUGUAACCACUGGUUUUGGUGCAACCUCACACAGGAGAACCAAGCAAGGUGGAGCCCUCCAGAGGGAGCUAAUUAGAUUCUUGAAUGCUGGAAUCUUUGGCAGCAGCACAGAAUCUACCCACACAUUGCCUCACACCGCAACAAGAGCAGCAAUGCUUGUGAGGAUCAACACACUCCUCCAAGGCUACUCAGGCAUCAGAUUUGAAAUCUUGGAGGCCAUAACCAAGUUCCUCAACAGCAACAUCACCCCAUGCCUUCCUCUGAGAGGAACAAUCAGUGCAUCAGGGGACCUGGUUCCUCUCUCCUACCUUGCUGGGCUUUUGAUUGGCAGGCCCAACUCCAAGUCCACAGGGCCCAAUGGAGAAACCCUUACUGCUGCUGACGCCUUCAAGUUGGCUGGGGUUGAUGGUGGGUUCUUUGAGUUGCAGCCGAAAGAGGGUCUUGCAUUGGUCAAUGGCACUGCAGUUGGCUCUGGUUUGGCUUCUAUGGUUCUCUUUGAGGCCAACACUCAAGCAGUUUUAGCAGAAGUCAUGUCAGCAAUUUUUGCUGAAGUUAUGCAAGGGAAGCCUGAAUUUACAGACCAUUUGACACAUAAACUGAAGCAUCAUCCAGGCCAAAUUGAGGCUGCAGCCAUAAUGGAACACAUUUUGGCUGGAAGUGAUUAUGUAAAAGCAGCUGAAAAGGUGCAUGACUUAGAUCCUCUUCAGAAGCCUAAGCAAGACAGAUAUGCUCUUAGAACUUCUCCCCAAUGGUUGGGCCCACAGAUUGAAGUGAUCAGAGCAGCAACCAAAAUGAUUGAGAGGGAGAUCAACUCAGUGAAUGAUAACCCAUUGAUUGAUGUCUCAAGGAACAAGGCUUUACAUGGUGGAAAUUUCCAAGGGACCCCAAUUGGUGUUGCCAUGGAUAACACCAGAUUAGCCAUUGCUGCUAUUGGCAAACUCAUUUUUGCCCAAUUCUCUGAGCUUGUCAAUGACUUCUACAACAAUGGGUUGCCUUCAAAUCUCACAGGAAGCAGCAACCCAAGCUUGGAUUAUGGGCUCAAAGGUGCUGAAAUUGCAAUGGCAUCUUACUGCUCAGAGCUCCAAUUCCUUGGCAACCCUGUCACCAACCAUGUCCAAAGUGCAGAGCAACACAACCAAGAUGUCAACUCCUUGGGAUUGAUUUCUUCUAGAAAGACAGCUGAGGCUGUGGACAUAUUGAAGAUCAUGUCAUCCACAUACUUAGUUGCAUUGUGCCAAGCUGUUGAUCUGAGACAUUUGGAGGAGAACUUGAAGAGCACAGUGAAGAGCACUGUCAGUCAAGUGGCCAAGAGAGUCCUAACAGUGGGCUUCAAUGGUGAGCUUCACCCCUCUAGGUUCUGUGAGAAAGACUUGCUCAAGGUGGUUGACCGCGAGUACGUUUUCGCUUACAUCGAUGACCCCUGCAGUGCUACCUAUCCAUUGAUGCAGAAACUGAGGCAUGUUCUAGUUGAGCAUGCAUUGAACAAUGGUGAGAAGGAAAAGAGUUCAAGCACUUCAAUCUUCCAAAAGAUUACAGCUUUUGAAGAGGAGCUUAAGACCCUCUUGCCCAAAGAAGUUGAAAGUGCCAGGCUUGAAUAUGAUAAUGGAAAACCAGCAAUCCCAAACAGAAUCAAAGAUUGCAGGUCUUACCCACUAUACAAGUUUGUGAGAGAAGAGCUGGGAACUGCUUUGUUGACAGGUGACAAAGUAAGAUCACCAGGUGAGGAAAGUGACAAGGUGUUCAAUGCAAUCUGUGCUGGAAAGUUUAUUGAUCCUCUGCUGGACUGCUUGAAGGAGUGGAAUGGUGCUCCUCUUCCCAUAUCUUAGAGAGUGCUGGUUAUGGCUUUACUACUGCAAAUUACUUAAUUUUCUUUUCAAAAAUUUAUGUUUUUUUUUUCCUUUUAUACAAGGCUGUAUGGCCUUGAAACUGGAAAGUGCAUGGUUUUUUUUUUUCUUUUAUUUUCAUUUUAUUGCUUAUAUGUUGUCUACAUUGUAGUCGAUCUUCAGCAGAUCAACAAAAUGUAUUAUAAACAAAAGUCACAAAAGGUGGCUUUAUUUCUUUAAAUCUCUUUCUCUAUCUCUGAGGAUGUGUUCUUUUGCCCAACCUGUAUGAAA